This is a messenger RNA of Cladophialophora psammophila CBS 110553, 1824 nucleotides long. RefSeq lists its product as uncharacterized. The coding region runs from base 1 to 1824 and encodes 607 amino acids. The transcript has 2 exons. NCBI's taxonomy places the organism in Eukaryota, Fungi, Ascomycota, Eurotiomycetes, Chaetothyriales, Herpotrichiellaceae. The record is from RefSeq and is a predicted model, not a curated record. Gene Ontology annotation, molecular function: DNA-binding transcription factor activity, RNA polymerase II-specific; zinc ion binding. Gene Ontology annotation, biological process: regulation of DNA-templated transcription.
AUGCCUCCCGCCAAGUCCAUCUCCUUCGAGCUCCUGCUGGACGAGGGCUCCAAAACAAGGGCAAGAAUUCCUCUGAGAGUAGUGCUCAAUACGCAUGACAGCACGGAGUCCAUCAUUACUACAGUCAAGAACUUCUAUGGAAUAUAUGAUGGGAAUGGUGUGAGCUUCGAAGACGCAUGGGGCAACACUCUCAUUGCCUCAUACGACAAUCUCGGCCAUAACUCUACCGUCUAUGUGCGCAUUGUGCCGGCUCCUCAGGCAGCCUCGAAUCCGUACACACAUGGCUUACAUGCCGGCGAGGGUGGCUACGAACCUAGACGUCGACCCAGUUUGGGCGAGCCCUUUCAGAUGUUACCACCUCAUAUGCGCGAGCAAUCGCACUCGCCCUCCAGGCCUGCUUCGAGAGUUGCUCGUAAGCGAAGCAUUUCUCCAUCCCAAGGGAGAGGUCGUCGAAGUGCGUCGCAACAGAAAGGACCAUCCUAUGCCAGCCGGGGCUCAAGCGCCAAUGGAAGCUACCAUGAGGAGAACGGAUAUAGUGACAGUGAGGCCGGGCGCAGCUCAAUCUCGGGAUCCAAGAAAGCUAGAAGCGAGCAAUUUGCUAGCUCUGACAUUAGUACUGCGAACGUCCUUCAAGAUGGUCGACGUGGACAACCCAUCUUCGACAGUUCGACCCUUCCUCUUUUUGUUCCUCCCCAGGUCCCAGUGACUGCUUCCCAGUCCUCUAUUUCGCCUCAGCGACGUUCGCUCCCACAGGAAGGCCCUUCACCCCUGCAUCCUCCAGGCCAGAAAAUUUAUGGACUCCAACACGUCCCAAUACUCUCUCCGCAGAGCUAUGGACCUAGUCCCAAUCCCUUUGGUGUUGGCGACCGGUCAGCGGGCGCGGAAGCCGUUACACCUAUGCCCCAGCAUGGUCACCGGCUGCGUGACCGAUCUAGUAUGCAGCAAGGGCAUGGGAGACAAGGAUAUACCGGAAACGGAAUCCUCCCAACCCCGGACCCCACCGUUGCAAGUUGUAUCUCAGACGAGGACGUGGCACGUACACUCAUUGCCUUAGGCGAUGCAUCCAACUACUCUCAUGGGCGGACCUCCAAUUCGACCAUGGACGAGACCUUCAGUGGUGUUGCUGAUGCGGCUUCAUCAACUGGUGCAACAAGCGACAGUGAUGAGUAUAGCGAUGCAGAAGGGGGCCUCCCCAAACAUAGGAAGUAUCUUGACGAUGAGGAUGAGGAGUAUGCUCAAGACAGCACUAAGGGUGAUCAAGAGGAUUACGAAGGUCUGCCCAAAACCAAGAAGAUCAAGACCAAGAUGCAUGAUGGCCCAUCUAAUGGGUAUCGACCAAAGACGACACCGUCAAUGAAGCAUGGGAAAUUCUCUAAAGUUCGGCCAAACUCCCUUCCAAAGAUUGCUAAACAUCCGACGCAGCCGGGGCUUAUGAAAGCACCGUCUGCACCAGCCUCCGCCGGCCAGGUCAGGAAGUCAUCUAGUUCAAGCCUCAACUUCCAGCACCAGCUCGCUGCGGAUGAGGAAGAUCUGUCUUCGAAACCUCGAUGUCAGCGAUGCCGAAAGAGCAAGAAAGGCUGCGAUCGCCAGCGGCCUUGCGGACGGUGCAAGGAUGCCGGCAUUGGAAUUGAAGGGUGCAUCAGCGAAGACGAAGGAAAUGGUCGAAAAGGGCGAUAUGGCAGGCACAUGGGGGUUCCGGUCAAGAAGGUUGCCGAGGGACUUUUACCCGAACAAUCAGACUUUGUCAUGGCUGCACCAAACAUGUUAGCUGACUCAAUUGGGAUCCAAGGCAGUCCGGACAAGAAUAAAAAGAGAAAGAGGUGA